Molecule: messenger RNA, 4653 nt
Organism: Acanthaster planci (crown-of-thorns starfish)
Lineage: Eukaryota; Metazoa; Echinodermata; Asteroidea; Valvatida; Acanthasteridae
Product: ankyrin repeat domain-containing protein 55-like
Cellular component (GO): nucleus; cytoplasm
Molecular function (GO): protein binding
Source: RefSeq, a predicted model, not a curated record
UCUUGCGAAAAUACUGAAACAAAGAAAGCGACACGAAACACGGUGCAACGCAAGUCACCCCCGUGACACUAAAGCAAAUUUUAAAUCAUUGACUCCAAAAGUUCUCUCCCGACAUAAGGUAAAAAAGAUCGAUUGCAACCAAGCUGAAAAGAGCAAAAAUCUGAACUUACGGAUCGAAGGUUAGCGUGUAAGAUUGGUAGGCAAUCUCCAUUUCUUGGAUUGAGGGAAAAGAAAAUGUGACUAGGGUCAAGAAGAAACAAACAAAAUCUGAUACCAUAAAAACAUGGGUCCAGUUACUUUUCAGAUGAAAGAACAACAAAAGCUGUUUGGGUAAACCAAAUAUCGCAUUUAUGCGACCCACAUUCAUUUUGAUUAAGAUCCAGGCACCAAUUCGACACUGCCAACAAAAACUGUAGAAAAAAUCAGGACACUACCAUACGCCCGUCCCUCAGUAGUUUAUUAAAAUUGAUGAAAGAGAUUACUCGCGCAGUGCAUAAGCCACUGAAAUACAAAAACACAACUCCCGUCACGAGACCGCUACGUGACGUAGAAAAGUAACUGAAACCAUGCCCAGUAAACACGCCGUUUCGUAAGGUACGACGCCUGGCACACAGCAACACGAGGUCAGUUGACGGCGAGGAUUCCCAAUGAAUGAAAUGCUGACGAAAGUAUCUGGGUUGACAUGUGGUGAGCAGCUACUCUGCAAUGAUGUGGGAAUGAUAUAAAAGAAGCAGGAAUUGGUUAUCGCAGUGUCAUUUGAUCAACUUUGCCACAGCGGGAGCAAGCGUGAAGCUGUUAGAGCCGUUGGGUUUUCUAGAGCGACACAUUAGCACUCGAUCGCUGUGUACUAGCUCUGUAGUCCCACGGUGAAACAAGUCGGUCGUGUGCCUGUCCUUUUCAUAAUUCAGUUGUUCAACAACUUCGUUGAUCCAAACACCAUGUUCCCGCAAGAGUGCAAAUCAAGUCACCAUGCCUUGGUGCGUGCAAUCUCGGCUGGCCGUCCUCGGCAAGUCGGGAUGAUGUUGGAGGCAGGAGCGAACCCCGAUGAGAGAGACGAGUGCGGCAAGACACCACUCAUCCAUGCCGUCUUUGUGGAUGACCCAAAGAGCCGCCAUAAAAUCGUCAAGACGCUGUUGAACAAAGGUGCCGCCGUCUCCACCGCCGAUGCUACCGGGCGGAAUGCCCUUUCGUGGGCGUGUAUGCAAGGCAAGGACAGGGAGGUGGAUUUGUUACUGCAGUACAGUGAUCCCAACUUGGACUUGAAUCACAACGACGUCAGCGGACGCACGGCCUUAUUUCAUGCAGCCACGUCUGGCAGCGCUGCGUCAGUCAAGUUGAUGGUAGAUUCUCUGAUUGAGCGUGGUAUGAGCGUCGACGUGGCUGACUUUAACGGGGUUACUCCGCUCAUGCAGACCCUCAGUCUGGGCUUCGAUGUUUGCGCUACCAUCCUCGUCAAGCAAGGCAAGGCAUCUACCACCGUAGCAGACUCCAACUUCCUGAGUGCGUUCGACUGGGCCAAGCCGAGCCAUGGGUCUCCUGUUCCACACACCCAUCUGCCGGCGAUUACCGAAUCGCCAGGGAACGUCACGGAGUGGCGUCGCGGCAGCGGGCUGUGCAGGAUGUGCACGUCUAUCACCGAGACGGAGUUCGACUCCUGUUAUGGCUCUGAGUCGUCCUAUUGCGAGGAUGGACUUCUCGACCUGGACACCAGACGGCGGUCGCAGUCUUUCAGCGACGACGACAUCUUUGAUCUGGCCUCUCUUUCCCUGGCCGACUUUUCGCCGAAGAGGAGACGGUCAUCUCAAGAUUCUGGCUCAGAAAGCAUGCAUGACGGAUUGCCACCAAUAAACAGAAGACCAGGCUCUGCAGUACGACGACCAAAGCCACACAUCCGGAGAAACACGGUGUCGGGACGCCUCGGCAAUAUUCGGGAGAGUGCGGAUCACGACGACGUGUUUUUCGACGACGAUGAUUGCCAUUCGGCUCUCUCUGACCAGACAGAGAUGAGGAGACAACACGGAUUCCCCAUGAUUUCAGAAGGAAGGUUCUCAUUGGCUUCCCGGGCUGACGGCAGCACCAAACCGUUGACUGCGCUACGUGCACAGAUCGACAAACUCCUCUAAACCCCAUUAGAACUCAAAUUCAAGCACUUUGGUGAGACCACUUGAUUUUUUUUUAUGAGCUUAGUGCUAAUUCUGAAUCUUUCGAAUAAUUUCAGCAAUAAUAAUAAUAAUAAUCGGUGUCUCAAAAAUAAACCCCAGAUAUUUUCUUCGGGUUUCUGUAUUUAUUGAAAAAUGAAUAAAAACUCGAGGUCUCGAACCAACUCAUGCACACAUUAAAGCAAAUUACCUGUCUCUUUUGAAUAUCAAACUAUAGUUUCUCAGUCGGUUUUUGUCAGGGCAACAUAGACGAUAGGAAAUUGACAUUUUUUCCCUCGAUAUUAGUCUGAUGAUGACACUGACUUCCGGCGUCAUUCUUAAAACAGAACUUCAAGAACGGUUCAACUAUGAAAACGAAAUAAUAUAAGAUAUCCGGUUAUUGCGAGCGCGCAGAUACAUGUACAUGUAUAGGAACACUGCCUUUUGCACUCUUCGUGAACUUGAAUUUGCAAACUACCGGUACGUGCCUUUUCGUUUAAUAGUAAAAAUGUACACCUUGCUGCAAUUUGUGUCUGUUUAAAGUAGUUCGAUACUGUGUGUGACCUUAGUUUUGUUUACGAUAAUAACAAAAAUUAGCAGGUAAAAUUGUUUUUCUUCUGGACCAAAGUCAAACCUUUCGUUGAAACUAAUUCCACAUUACCGUCAAAGUAUUUCUUAAGGGUAAUGUUAAGCUGGUAAAUGAAACAAAAUGAAACUUUGCUCUUUUAUUUCAGUUUAUUUCAAUUUCUCCAUCGUAAAGUUCAAUGUCUGGAAAGACAACUAGGCAAGCACUAUGGGACACAAUAAUGAAGUGCUUAUGACCAACAAAUGUAGUUUGUUGUAACUGUACAAGUCACGAUUUUUUAAGUAGACAAUUACUUUUAAGUGUACAAAUCGUCUUUCAAAUUUUGAAUUUGUAAAAUGGCACAUUUGAAGUUUAGCGGUCUAACACACAGAAACAAAGCUUACAGUAUUUCAUAAAAUCGGUCGUUUUGACAUAAUAUGGCAAUCUUAAACUGGAUGUAACUUAUAAAUUAGAAUAAAAUGUACAUGGUAUCUUUAAUGAUGUAUAUAUGUAUAAAACCUUGAUUUUUCAAAUAAGGAUUUUUAUACAUAACUUGAAAAUACAUGUAUAUAUACAAUCAUACCAUUGUACGAGAAAAGAGGAAUGUAAAUGUUAAUGUGUAUUAAGUUGUUCUCACUGUGCAAUAAAAACCAGUUGUGAUAAUAAAUCUAGUAGACUGGAGAUGGUGCUUUGUUUUACCAGCUGCUUUAUUGAUGUCGCUGUUUCACAGUGGUCUACGGGCAAUUCGUCCGGUUUUCGUUGGAUAACUAAUAAAUGAAUACAUGUAGUCCAAGGAAAAACAACUUUCUAAAAAUAUAUCUGAUGAAGUAGUUGUUGCUACGAAAGCUUAAGCAGUAUCUUGUGUGAAGUUAGUCUAUAAAGUGCUACCCCAUAUUUUCCACUGAUCCUAAAAAUGAGGGGGGAAAAUGAAACAAAUGGCUUGGAACAAAUCAGUCCUGAAACUCAGUUGAAAUUCUUCACUCCUUGGCAACAAGUAAUUAAACAGUACACAUUAGGAGAGUUUGGAAUUGUGACUGUCUCACAGAAAUGUAAAUAACAGUACAUGUAUAUUUAUUUUAAAAAAAUAACUCACAAAGUCUUCACUGCAUCAAAAUUGUUGGUAUUCAUCAUCACCAACGUAAACCGCUUUGGAAAGUAAAGUACCCUGCAACUUCUGCUUGACCCCAAUCGUGUGCUAAAUGGAGGAAGAGGGUCGGGUGAUGGUAGGAGAAAGUGGCAGUGCAGUGUUAGUCCCCAUGUCAGUAUGUUUUUUCUUCAAACAUUUCUCUAGAGGACGAAACAUCUCCUAGAUUCAAGUUAAGAGUGUUGGCAGUGCUUGUUUUUAUAGUAGGAUGGCUCACAAUGAAUGGGGCUUUACGAAAAAGGAGAUUUACAUCUGGAUUGAGCAGCAGCUGGAUUCAAUUCGAUGUGCAAUAAGGGGGUUCAGAUUCCGAAUUUGAUUGGUGCUGGAGUCUAAAUCUCCCAGUUCUUGUACCUACAUGCAAUAACUUGAUACCGAUUCGGUAGCUGUACAAACUGUCCAAUUUCUCAAUGCUGUCCAGGGCUUGCACGUGUGCAACAUGUGGGUGCUAAAGAGCUGUCAAAAACUAAUCUGCAGGCAAUCUGGUGUGGGAUUACUUGUUGGAAGUCGUACAGAGUUUUUUGUUUUUCAUCAGCAAUGGCUGAUGCAACGGCACAAUGCGUUUUCCCGGAAAAGCAUCUGUUCCACACACUUUUACAAAUAAAAAUAUGAGCAGCAGUGAUAUCUGAGUCAUUUGAAAUGUGAUUUCUAUGGCAUUUUAACCAAAACUAUCAAGGCAGUGGACAAUGCUGCACCAGUUGGAUAAUUAUCAUUGCGAACAUGUAAGCACUGUUAGGCGGCAAUCUAAUUUUGUGAAUAGUCUUGCACGCUAUGAGAGACAGAAAGAGGAAAUGUACAGGUGGAGAAAA